CAUAAGAUGAAAUUGGCUGCAGCUGUAGAAUCUAGUUUAAACCCCGAAUCAGCUGUUGACGGGCUGACGAGAAUUAAUCAAUAAUGACGUAUCAUCCUAAAGAUUUCAGUCAAAAAGGGCCACCAAGUUUACGCUACCUAUAUUUUGAAUGAGAUUCUAUAAGCUUGUACAGACAUGCCUCACCAUAAACGAGAGGACCUCCUUAACGCCGCCAUAGGUUUCUGUGAGAGCUUUGCGCAGAAAAAACCACCCGACGAGAUCUUAAGCCAUUUCUCGUCCUCCACCCACAUAUGGGCAUACGAGCAUGGACUCAAAGAACUCGCCCCUUUCCUCGGUCGCGAAUUCCGGGGGCACGACGGCGUGCAGGAAUACUUCAGCACUGUCUCCUCGUGUCUGAGCUACGAGAAUAUGUGCUUCGCGGAUUAUAUUAUCGAUGCUGUUGAGAAUCGCGUCGCAGUCCGCGGCACCGCCAAGUUCACGUGGACGGCUACGGGCGAGAGCUGGGACGAAGUCUUCGCGUAUGCGCUUAAAUUCGAUGAUCAGUACAAAGUCUUUAGCUAUCAGGUCUGGGCCGACUCUGGCGCUGCAUAUCUUGCGAGGAAAGGUCAUCUAAAGGAGUUAGAAAGUGAUUAAAAGCAAUCCACUAGUUUAUGAUGAGUGCGAGACAUUCUCAUGCUGUUCCAAGAAGUUACGCUGAUAUAUCUACCUAACCUAGGUUAGUACGCUCAGAGGCCCCAGUAGUGAAGAGAUAGUGUUUGAUAUACCACAUCACUUAUCAUUUACACUCUCUAUGCUCUAAUAAGUGCUUCUAUCGCUCGCUUAGUGAAUUCUCAAUAACUAGCAUGCCAAUUGCCACCGUGUAGAAUUUCAGAAUACCGCCCGUUUUCUAUACAGGCGAUUUUGAGCACAUAAUUAACUCGGCACGUCUCCAGGGAUCGGGCUAAGUGGAAACCAACUAAUAUUGAGGUGGAACUCCCCACUCCCUUUUAACUCCCAUCGAGAUUGUCCAUCUUAACUCUUCAUUUCCUCUUCGCGUCGUUCUCGCUUUCCUGGACAAGCUCGUCACGCUCCCAGAGCAGCGCAAAUGCACCAGCUACGAAGCCGCCAAGGAAAGACCACUUUGCGGCCGUUUG
Messenger RNA from Daldinia decipiens, 1133 nucleotides. RefSeq lists its product as uncharacterized. The transcript has a single exon. Lineage: Eukaryota; Fungi; Ascomycota; Sordariomycetes; Xylariales; Hypoxylaceae. The record is from RefSeq and is a predicted model, not a curated record. Bases 175 to 633 code for a protein of 152 amino acids.